AUGGGUGAUCGCAGUGUCACUUUGAUUGAUGAUGUGGAUGCGCUGAGGGACGAUUUGACACUAAAAGUUUGUGUCAUAAACUUGUGGAACCAUAUGUCAUUCUACAACAAGGAUGACAUUUGGGCCAUUGAAUUAAUCUUACUUGAUGAAAAGGGGAGCAAAAUCCAAGCUACUGUCUACAAAAAAUGUUUGUAUCGUUUCAAAAAUCUGUUAAAGGAUGGGUCAUCUUUUUACAUCACAAGACCAAGUGUUGCAUCACAAAAGCCCGGUAGUUUCAAACUAACUCCUCAAGAUCAAAAACUAACAUUUGUCCAAGAUACUGUUGUUACAGAAUGUGCAGAAUUUUCUGGAUCUAAAUUUGGAUUUUCAUUUGUUGAGUAUCAAUCUAUACUCUCAUUUCUACAUCCUCAAGAUAUAUCUAUUGAUGUUAUUGGAUUGGUAGUUACUGUUAGUGAGAUGAUGAGAGAUAAUUCAGAUAAGUCUAAACAGAGGCUAACCAUUCACAUCCAAGAUGCAAAUUUAGAUGUGGAUGAUCGUCCUGAUUCGUCUUCAAAUACAAUUUCAGUUAUUGAAUCUAAACAACUUUCUGAAUUUGAUGAUUUCAUAGUUAGAACUAAGCUGAAGACUAUUGCUGAGAUUUUUGAACCCCUUGAGAAAACAUAUUUCAUUAUAGUUGGCACUAUAAAGGGGAUAUUGCAAAAUGAGAGAUGGUUCUAUCCCGCAUGUACAAACUGCAGUUACUGUGCUCAGGUUAAUGAUGCAAAAGAUGAUACUAAUGUUCAUCAAUCAAAUGCAAAAUCAAUUUCUUAUGAAUGUCAUAACAGAAAUUGCACAAAAACAACAACUUCUGUUGUACCGAGAUUUAUGAUACCGAUACGUGUGAAAGAUAAUACCGGGACUAUCACCUUAACAAUGUUUGAAAAAGAAGGAAGAUAUCUUUUGAAGAGUUCAGCAAAUGAGUUGGUUAAAAGAAUGACACAGAGUGGAGACGGUACUGAAUUUUUUCCGGGGGAGGUUAAUGCAUUGAAAGGUUUGAAAUUGGCAUUCAAGAUUUCUGUUACAGAUUUCAAUGUGUCAAAAAAACCAAUCAAUAUGGAAUUACCAGAGUCGACUGGUAUAACACACUCUCUGGAUAUUGGUUUGGGCGAAUUCGAAUCUCAAGAUAACAGAACUCUAAAGGGAAACAAAAUCCAAGCAAAUGUCUCAAGGAAAAACAUCUACAGAUUCAUAGAUAUUCUAAAAGAUGGUCAUGCAUUUUACAUAAAAUGUCCAAUCUUUGCAUCAGAAAGGAUGGGUGGUUUGAGGUUAACUCGUCAUCAUUAUAAACUUACUUUUGUCCAUAACACUGUUGUUACUGAGUGUCAUGACUUUUAUGGGCCUACGUUUUGUUUUGAGUUUGUUGAUUAUCAAAGUCUUAUCUCAUUGGUCCAUCCUCCAAACAUAUCAAUUGAUGUUAUUGGAUUAGUGGUUGGAAUUGGUGACAUGUGGCGAGAUAAUGCAGACGUGAACAAACACAGACUCAUCAUCCAAAUUCAAGAUGCAAAUGGUUUGCAACUAUCUGUCGCUUUGUUGGGUCAUUAUGCUUACACAAUGCAAAACUUUAUCGAUAACAACGUACACAAUCUUCGUAUGAUUGUUAUCCUUCAAUUUGCAAUGCUUAAAGUUUGGAGAGGUCGUCCCACAGUUAACACGUACUGUUCCGUGACAAAGCUUUUCAUUGACACUGACAUUGAUGAAAUCAAUGUUUUCAAGAAGAGUUUAGAUGGAGAUGAUCCCCCUGAUUUGUCAUCGAAUACACAUAUAAUUAUUCCAUCUAAUCAAGUUUGUCAGCAUGAUGAUUUCAAACUUAAGUUUCAGUGCAAGAGUAAUGCUGAUGUUUGUCAACACGGUAAAGAGAUUAUGAAGGUGAAAUUGGAAAACAUUGGCUGA
Messenger RNA from Lactuca virosa, 1929 nucleotides. NCBI's taxonomy places the organism in Eukaryota, Viridiplantae, Streptophyta, Magnoliopsida, Asterales, Asteraceae. The record is from the annotation of a GenBank genome assembly.